Molecule: messenger RNA, 811 nt
Organism: Planococcus citri (citrus mealybug)
Lineage: Eukaryota; Metazoa; Arthropoda; Insecta; Hemiptera; Pseudococcidae
Gene: RpL24-like
Product: ribosomal protein L24-like
Exons: 4
Coding region: 143-658 (171 amino acids)
Biological process (GO): ribosomal large subunit biogenesis
Cellular component (GO): nucleolus
Source: RefSeq, a predicted model, not a curated record
GUGCUGUGUGCUGUGCUGGACGAUAACUUCACACGUGCGAGUGUUUCGUGUGUAGUUAUUUCUCUUUUUUAUGUAAUUUGUUAAAAUUAUUUAAAAUCAUUGAAGUAAAUUUAAAAUAUAGUGUUUUAUCUCAGAAAUAACAAUGCGUAUUGACGCUUGUUAUUUUUGUUCGAGUAAAAUUUACCCGGGCCAUGGAAUGCACUUCGUCCGAAAUGAUUGCAAGGUGUUCAAAUUUUGUCGUUCCAAAUGCAUGAAAGCAUUCAAAAAGAAGAAGAACCCGAGGAAAGUAAGAUGGACCAAAGCCUAUCGAAAAAUUGUCGGAAAGGAAUUAUCAGUUGACCCCUCAUUUGAAUUCGAAAAAAGAAGAAAUAAUCCUGUAAAAUACGACCGAGAAUUCUGGCAGAAGUCUGUCGAAGCAAUGAAACGUAUUGAUGAGAUUAAGAGCAAAAGACAAGCCGCUUUCAUUAUGCAAAGAUUACGAAAAGGAAGAGAAAUGGAGCAAAGAAGAGAUAUACGAGAAGUCCAACGUGAUAUGUCGUUGAUAAAAUCUCCAGCUGCAGGAUUGAAAGAAAGACAAGCUUUAGCGGAACAGAUUGUAGAAGAAAUACACGAAUCAGACGAAGAAGUUGAAUUGAUCGCAGAAAUGGAGGAAUCGUAACCGUAUUACUGAGUAAGGACUUCGAGUAAGGACUUCGCGUAUUUACUUUGUUGUAUAUUUAUUUUCAUUUUUAAAUCUUGCAUAUUUAUAUCAAUGUAUGAUUUUUAUUAUCUCAUGUCUUUUUUCGUGUAAAUAAACCAUUGAGAAUGGUUA